GUCACGCGUGCCGUCCCCUCCCCUGCCCCCUCCCCCCUCCCCCUCCUCGGCCCCGUACCGCCUCGCCACGCCAGAAACCCUAGGAGGGGCAAAUCGCCGCGGCGAGGGGGCGGGCGUCGUCGUCGGGCGCACCGGUCGCCGUAGUCGAACCCCGAGAGGAAGUGCACCUCCAAGAUCUAGCCCUUCAAGCACAGAGUGGAGGUCGACCCAAGUUCUUCCAUCGACGGGGCGCGGGGGUCGGGUGUCGUGGGGCGCCGGAGUCGAACCCGAUCGAGCCUUCAAGCACCGGGUGGAGGUUGACGAGAAGUUCUUCGAUCGCUCGUGCGCGGGGGUCGGGUGUCGCGGGGCGCUGGUCUCGAGCCCGAUUGAGCCCUUCAAGCACCUGGUGGAGGUCGACCACAAGUUCUUCGACAAGUCCCGGAAGAAGCUUGACGACCGCGAGAUUCUACAUCUGCAACUCCAGCGACCUCUGCUUCGAAUCUAUACAGUUUGACAACUCUGAUCCACCAUUACCUUGCUUAAUUUUGCCCCUGCUAAUCCCUGUUACUUCUGGUGCACCUGCAAUCGGCGAGGUAGGAUCGACGAUAGAUGUGUUGGUUCGUACCUAUCGGGAUUCGUCGCUAGAUUCAGAUUUCACAUGUAUCUAUACUUCUUCAAGAUGGUAAAUUGGAUGUGGGGCUGUCUUCAGGUUAUCCUAUUUUGCGAGCUUGUGGUUUGUGAGUAGGAAAUUGGCAUGCGCCGACACCUGAGAGAGCGUGGAGGUAGCACUACUUUUGGUAGAAAUAAGUUGUAUGGGCUUUCUCGUGCUUACAGGCUUUGAAUUGCGCUGCGUUUGUUGUUUGGGAACUGGUAUGUGCUGGAACAUGAGAGGUUGUCGACAUAUCACUUAGUUUUGGUACAAAAGAGCUUCAUUGGUUUUGCCACGCGUGGGUGGUUGUGACUUGUGGAAGUUUCUAUUUGUUGUUUGGUAAUUGGACUGUGUUUGCUCUGAUAGUAGUUUUGGAGUUGUGGACGUAGAUACUUCUUUUUGGUAUAGAUUGGUCGCAUGCAUUUUGCCGCGCUUGUGUGAUUCUGACUUGCACAAGUUGGCAACUGUUGUUCGAAGAUUAGGAUGUGUUUUCUCUUAUUGUAGUUUGGAGUCGGUGAAGUAGUGCUAAAGUUAGUUACACAUUACUUGCAUGGGAUUUUCCUGCUUUGCUGUGGCUGUGACUCGCGCAAGUUUGUAUUUGUGGUUUGGACAUUGUGGUGUUGCUCUGAUCGUAGUUUUGGAGUCGUGGACUAAGUGCUUCAUUUUUGGUAGAAGUUAGUUGCAUGGGUUUUACCACACAGAUGUGGCUGUGAGUUACUCAAGUUUCUAUUCGUAGUCAGAAAUUGGCAUGUCUUGCCCUGGUGUAGUUUUGGAAAACUGGGUGUAGCGCAUAGUUUUGGUGAAAAUUAGUUGUGCAUGUUUUGCCCUGCCAGUGUGAUUCACUUGUGUCAUGUUUUAUAUGCUGGUGUUGUUGCAUGGGUGUGGGGGUGUCAUCCAUUGCUUCAAAGUUCAUUAGCAGCAUUUAUUAAAAACUUAGUCACUCUAAUAUUCGAGCUCAAAUGACUCCUGGGUAAGCAUAUUCAUCCACGCUUUGUCCAAUCCAUGGUAUAGCUUGCAUUAACAAACACAAUAUUGCCAAACUGGCUUAUGGUUUACUUACUUCAUUAGCAAGUACUAAUGGUGGUAUAUGAUGGGAAAAGAUAUGUUGGAUGUACUUGAACUAGAAUUAAGGUAGGUGUAAAAUGACCACACUAGCCUGCAUAAUGUUACAGUUAACUAAUUUAUUAUUGUUUCACUGUGUAAUGAACUUUCUUGGCAAACCAUUCAUUAAUUUACCCGUCCUGGGAUUUAAGCGAUUGGGUAGAAAUGAACUCAACUCUGUAGAAUGAGUAACGAAAUCCACACUGGUUCUUUGGGGAUGGUAACUCACUAAAUUAGGUAGGCGUAUACCCAAAAAAAAUUAGGUAGGCAUAUUAUAGGAAAUGCAUCAUUUUUUCUCCUAUAAAUUAAGUUAUCUUUUAGCGAAUUAAUGUAAGACUAUAUAUAAAAUUUAACACUCUCUCUUUGUAAGAUGUGGUGCCAUUCUACUUGGUUAGUAACCAUUUAGAUUUCUUGUUGCGUCCAGGAGCAGUGUAGAGUCAGGAGUGGAGUGAUUCCGAGCAGCCACUGAAUCUGGGCCGAUAGUGAGGUGCUGUUGUAUUCUGGUUCGGCUUGACGCAUUGAAGUCCAAGUCAAACGGUGGCACAGAUUACAAUUUCCUCCCCCCCAUUUCAGCCUUGGAAAUGAGGAUUCUGCAGUUUGCUUUCCGGAGGAUAUGUUCCCUGAUUUCAUCUGAUGCAAACCGCCUUAAGCCGUGUUUGUCUCGUCACUUUUCUACCUUUGAAAAUUUUGAUGCCUAUCCAGUCAGUAAUGCAAUUUGGCAUUCUAGGGAAGUCGACAUGAAGGAUCUUGGAGAUCCUGUCAAUUUCUUUGGCAGGAACCGAAUGUUUGAUUCAAUAUUAUACAACAAGCUUGUAGGCAGACCUAAAAGCAAGGACGGAAGGGAGAUCAAUCCGUAUCUUGCCAAGAUCAUCAAGAUGAACCCAAGAAUGGUGUCUGAAAUAUUUGCUUAUGCACUGAGAUCGUUGGCGGUUAUUACUGUGGAAAACCAUCGGAUGGGGGUUCCUUUAGGUGCUGCUGUGAAGCUAUCUAACCUGAGGAUCUCUUAUUCUCAUGGUAAGUUUGUCUUGCUCAAUAUCCUGCCAAAGUCACCCGGCUACAAGGGUUUGACUCUGCAACAGAGAUGUAAUGAUUGGAUAGCAAUAAGAGAUCUUGUGAAGCAGUUGGUUGAGGAGGUUUGCGGGAGUGGUGUUCAAUAUCCUGUGGAUUUUGCCCACUGGCUUGAGAAGUUGGGUGAGCCUCAGCCACAAAUAUUCAUGAUACUAUACCAUACCGUGUUCCUAAGAUCGAAUGCCCGUUUCUAUUACCAUGUUUCGCUGGAUCAGUUCUGCAGAAAGGAACCAAGGGGCAAGUUCAACAUUAUUAUGAAUGAUUCUGAAUUGCGUGAGUUGCUGAGGGAGAUAGGUGACCUUAGAGAACUGUUAAACCUUGCCGAACUGAAUGAGUUUCUGAAGUGCUGUAUAGCAGGUGACGAUGGAACUCAAGCAGCUGCUUCUAAAUAUCCAAAGGGCGGGCAACCAAGCAAUGGUACAGGCCAGCAGGGUCAAGCACCACCAGCCACAGGCCAGCAGGGUCAAGCACCACCAGCCACAGGCCAGCAGGGUCAAGCACCACCAGCCACAGGCCAGCAGGGUCAAGCACCACCAGCCACAGGCCAGCAAAGUCAGCCAUCUCAAGCCACAGGCCAGCAGGGUCAACCAGCUGCUCGAGGUGGCCAGAGUCAAACGUUCAAUUCAAGUAAUGCUCCACCACAAGGUCAGCCAUCUCAAGCCCAAGGGAACUCAAUCCCACAAGGACAGGCAUUGCAAACUCAGGACCCUUAUGCACUGCUUCAGCAGGCCAGACUCAAAGGUGGGCACACCUUGGUUGCUGUCCACCGCAACAGCCCUGUGCAUGGUUGCCAAAAAACAUGUGUAGGCUUCUCUUUCAUUCAAAGAUCGAUGUUGAAUCGCGGUCAAUUAUUCAGAUCGUCUAUUUCACGUUCCUUCCCUUCGACCAUACAGUUCUUGAGCUCUUCUGCAAGAAAGGGAUUCAGCAUCAAUUGGACAUGGAGUGCUUGUUUGGUGAGACUAGGGACACAUGGAAAUUUGCAAUAGACCAGCAUAAAUAUGAUGUUCAACAAGAAUGAGACUUACCAGAACCAAUCAACUAGUCCUAGAAGAUGGUAUACAAGCCCCUGAUGACAAGAGUGUAGCAUCAGUUGCUGCAAGAUCUUAACAAGCAAGCAUGUCCUGGUGAGGAGCAGCAGCUAUGGAUGAACAAUCCUGGUGAAACGUUUCCUUUUUCCUGUUGAUCUGGUCCCUUCCCCGGAAAGGAGGGACUAAUUUGGUGAUGUUCUCUAUCCAGUGAUGUAAUGGUGCUAGAACUAUCAUUUGCACUUUGUUGAGCAUGAUAAAUGUUUUUUGUGUGUGUUUUUUAUGUACAAAUGUGAAAUGAAUCUGCUUUUUGAGCUGAAAGUACAAAUAUUGUCUACUGAUGAUGUGUUCUUAUGCACAUGAUGAUGUUUCGUUGA
Molecule: messenger RNA, 4199 nt
Organism: Triticum aestivum (bread wheat)
Lineage: Eukaryota; Viridiplantae; Streptophyta; Magnoliopsida; Poales; Poaceae
Exons: 2
Coding region: 2311-3783 (490 amino acids)
Source: RefSeq, a predicted model, not a curated record